GUCAUUUUCUUAUCAAGGCCAGUGCAUUUUUUUUAUGGGAUUAGUAUGUGUUUUAUUCUUAUUUGCAGGUAUUUCUAAAUAAAUUCCGUAUGAAUUGUGUUCAAAAUGAUGUGAGUCCACCAAAUAUUGUCGAUUUACAUCACAUUGGAAGUGUUUAAAGCGUUGAAAAUUAUUAUCGAAGCAAUUCGAAACGAUUUAUAAUCUUAAUUGAGAGCUGGUGAACCGAAAAUGGCGUUUUCUUUCCGUCGUAUGUUAUCCAAUAUAAAUUAUUUCAAGAAAAGUGGAGACGAGAACGUUUCUGAUGUAGCUGGACUUGGUGACCACGAAAAAACGUUCGAAACAUCUCAUGGAUCUCAAAACAUUGACUUCGGUCGUGCCGAGCCUGAUUCUACAUCCAAACACUGUGCUACCAGUUUGAAAUUGCCUGAUUCUGUAAAAAAUUUUGCCGCAAAAAAGGGUUCUUUGUCCGACACCGAUGCCCUCCCAAUAAAUAUUGAUGCGCCAAAUAAAAGGGAGAAAAGAAAAUCCAAAAAGUUAAAAAUCGACAUCCAGAAGUGUAGUCCAACAAUGGGUGACAUCGACAGUAGUUCAAAUAAUGUUGAAAACACUCCAAAACAUGUACUACUGGACAACAAAAGCACCGAUUUGUUCAGCCAACAUUUCAAAGGGAUCGACAUGAAUCAUUCCUUUGAUAUAUUUGAUGCUAUGUCAAAUUCAUCAUCUAUAUGUGAGGAGGACGAAUUUGAUAUUGAGUCACUUAGUGAUAGAUCAGAGACCGACAUUUCCUUAGAGUCCAUUCACAAGGAGGAGGUUAAAAUGUGUAGGAAAGUCGAACCAUUUAGUGAAAUACCAGACAACCAACUUGUGCCGUCAACUACUCCUGAAUCAUUUGGUGAUGUUGAAGUGGAAAGGAAUGAAGAGGAGAGAGUCACCCUGCUGCUCAACUAUCAGAUGAAAUUGGAGAAGCUAGAUUGUAUUCUCAGGAAGCUUCUCUCAGAAUUCAAGUUUCAUAUAGAGGUGUCCAAAGUUUUUCACUGUCGUUCAGUUGUGACUCCUCUACGGGGUACAGAUGUCAAGAACAUACCAAACACUUUGGGUGAAGUAACUUUCAUUGAUAAUGUGAGUCGUGGAGUCAGUCCCACUGGAUCAUGGAAUAUAAUCAUGGAAAAAGGAGACGAUGACAUCAAAAUAAAACUAAGAGACCAAUUACUAUCUAUGAUGCGUUAUAUUGGUGAUUUCACAGAAAUUUACUUGCGCAAUCAAAAUGAAAAGUUUACUAAAUGCAAGAAGCUUACAAAUCAUAACCGUAAAAGUAUUACAUUUGAUUUGUACAAAGGUAAGCGUCAGAAACGUUUUCGUAUCAGCAACAAGAAAAAGUACAAACAUUUCGAUUUCCCUGAUUUGCGUGAUGCUUUCAUUAACUUAUUUGAUCCUGAUUCAGACGAUUUUAACGCAUCCCCCAAUAAUGUAACCAAUAUAAGUGAUUAUGAUGAUGCAGAUAAUUGUAAAUGUGCAUGCACAUGUGGGCAUCAUAGGUCACCAUCAUCACAAACUGAUUCAGGCUUGACUAAUAAGAACGACAGAUCAAUGUCCAGCCAGUCAAUAACAUCUUCGAUUGGCAACUUUAGCCUUGAUACUUCAACGUUGACAGCUUACUCAGAGUCUCUAGAUCUGAUAGUGAGUUACAACAGCUUCCAAGACACAAGCUUGUACAGUACCCUGCUUCAAAAAGCGGCAAUUGAAAGAAUCACCUUCUAUGUGCAAGUCCACAGCAUUCAACUGAAAUGUGAGACAUCUGAAUUAGAAUUUGAAUCAAAAAAUGUGAUAACUUUCUCAUGCCCCGCUUGCAAAAGCAUAGAGAACGAAGAAAAUGGCCUUUUGAAACAUAUUCUGAGCCAAAGCCACUGCGAGAAGAUCCAUUUCCUUUACAAAACAGCUUAUAUUAAAAAAUGUGUGUCAGCAGGUAAGGAGAUAAUGCCCAGCACUGUGUUGAAUCCAAUGAAAAUGUACAGGGAUGAUAAUAAAAUUGUGUGUUUUGGUGACGCAAUGUAUGCCUGUUCUUUAUGCUUUGAAAAUUUGAUUGUCGGUGAAUCUAUAUUGAUGGCACAUUGUGCUGAACCAGAGCACAUUGAGAGAAGGCAAAUGCUUUGCGAGAUGUUAGAUUAGGGCAUGUCAGCAUGUUUAUAAUCCUUGUCAUUAGUAAAUGUUAUUUUAUCAACAAAAACUUGUUAUGUCCAUUUUGCAGUGCUUAUGGUUUGUUACCUAAAAAUAAAAGUAAAAUGGUUUGCUGCAAUUAAAAAAAAUGGUAAUUUUUCGUCCAUUCCGCUUUAAUGUUCGUAAUUUUAAUAUCUUGAAACUUGUUCUAAAAUGCUUGAGUAUAUAAAUAUCAUUCAAAUUUGGAAUAUUGUAUGUUUUUUUUUUAUGUAGCGAAAUAUAUUGUAACGUUGUGACUUUACAUAAAAUCUGUCUUCUUUAGAGUGCAUUUAAUUAUUAAUGUUGUUAACAAAUAAUAUUUUUCUAUCUGUAUGUGCAGAGAACUUACAAGUCUUUUUCACAUAAACAUAGCUGUUUUAAACACACUAAUGGCAAGGAUUGCUUACAUAUUAUUUAUUAACUAGAAAGUAGGUAAUUAAUUAUUCUUAAUCAUGAAUUACUGUUAGUUAUUAUAUUAUUAGCGCAUCCAAUUUCUGUAUUUAAAAGUAAGUAGUGCCAAUUCUCCAUGUUUUGUUAAAAAUAAAAACGGGUUCUUUUAAUGUGAACUUUUAAAAAAUACCAUUUGUUGUGCAAUAAUCACGAUGCGCUAACUAAUAAGACUUCCUGUAUUUUAUCUGUGCCCUUUUUUUAUGACUAUAUUCUAUAUUUAUUUACUCUUUUUUACUAUUUAUAUUUCCAGUUGAUUUUUUCUGUAUUGUUAUGUAUAUUUGAACGUCUCUUUUUUAUUCAUAGAAAAAGUGACCAAAUCAUAUCCUGUUGAAUUAAAAUGUUAGGAGAAAAUUAGAUAUUGAAAAACAUGAUUGUGAGCUUUGAAGUUUCUUUUCGUUCAUGUUAAUAAUAUUUUAUAACUGAUUUUUUUUACUUGAAGGUAGCUUUUUAACUUAAUAAAUCUG
Messenger RNA from Chilo suppressalis (striped riceborer), 3107 nucleotides. Lineage: Eukaryota; Metazoa; Arthropoda; Insecta; Lepidoptera; Crambidae. The record is from the annotation of a GenBank genome assembly.